AUGUCACUGCGAAACCUGUUUGGUGCUAUAGAAGGCACGCCGAUUGCCAGCGGUGUCCGCUCCGCCGUUGAACGCCUUCUGGGGCCGCUGAACCAGGGCGGGGAGGCUGCCAGCGCCUCCACCACCACGGACCCUGGCAGUGCGGGGCGGGAGUUCAGCAAGAACACGGUGUUCCUCAACCUCUACGAUAUCACGGAGGUGAAUGAUGUACUGUACCACGCCGGACUCGGCGUCCACCACACCGGCGUGGAGGUGUACGGCAUGGAGUUCGCCUUUGGCCGCUGCCCUGCGGGCACGGGGGUAUUCCAGGUAGUCCCCAAGCUUACGCCGCCGCACAUCUUUCGUGAGCAGCUCGUCCUUGGCGAGACACGGAUGACGCAGGAGGAGGUGCUCAGUGUGGUGAAGGAGUUUAAGGAUAACGAGAGUCAGUGGUCCGGCCGCGCGUACCACCUGGUGAGGAACAAUUGUAACCACUUCUCGGAGGCCUUCGCUGGUCGACUGCUGCCUCCCGAGGUGCGAGCAGAACAACAUCAGCAACGGGGAAUGGAGGUCUACGACGAUGGCAGGCGGGAGGAAGUCACGCUGCCGAAUGGACAGGUGUUGCCCCUUCCGUCGUUGAUGCCUCGAUGGAUCAACCGCCUGGCGCGCAAUGCGGCUCGCUUUAUGCCUACGGAAAUGGUGGAGCGAAUGGACGCGCUGGAUCGCGCGGCACAGAGGAUGAUCUCUGAAGUGUGA
Trypanosoma rangeli is the source of this 735-nucleotide messenger RNA. RefSeq lists its product as uncharacterized. Gene Ontology annotation, biological process: protein deubiquitination. Bases 1 to 735 code for a protein of 244 amino acids. The record is from RefSeq and is a predicted model, not a curated record. Gene Ontology annotation, molecular function: deubiquitinase activity. The transcript has a single exon. NCBI's taxonomy places the organism in Eukaryota, Euglenozoa, Kinetoplastea, Trypanosomatida, Trypanosomatidae.